UGGAUCUCUACAUGCUAUGGAUUUGAUACCGUCCGUCCGGCGACCAGUACGCGGCUGGUGGGCACACACUGCAGGUGUUUCCCCGGUUUCACGCGACCCGUCCUCGCGAUGUCGUUGAUAAUGCUCGCGGUGCCGCCGUGUCGAGCGCGUGCCUCUGAUCUUGAUGGCAGAUCGAUCGCAUUAUAGAUCCAUCGCAUUCGCACAGAGGGAAGUUUACCUCCAGCGACCAGAAGAGGGAGGCGGAUAAUUGCACGGCGGUUCACUCUCUGUACGACAUGAUACUGUGAGACCGCUGCAUGAGGCAGCCUGGACGGACAUGAUGGAGGAGGCUGCCAGUCAGCUCGAGAGAGACCAUGUGCACAAUGUCUAUGACAAGAUUGCUCCAUAUUUCAACGACAGCCGCUAUAAAGCCUGGCCGAAGGUGCGACAGUUUCUGCUGGACCUGCAGCCUGGGAGCAUCGUCGCUGACAUUGGUUGUGGCAAUGGCAAGUAUCUCCACAUCAACAAGGAGGUGUUCAAGCUGGGGUGCGAUGUUUGUCGCCCCCUGGUGGACUUUGCCUGGAGCCAAGGACACGAGGUCCAGAUGUGUGACGGGCUGCAUUUGCCUUACAGAGACGGCUGCUUUGAUGCUGUGCUCUCUAUUGCAGUCAUCCAUCAUCUGUCCACCAAAGAGCGACGUAUUCGAGCAAUAAAGGAGAUGGCCCGCACCCUGCGAGUUGGUGGACGUAUCAUGAUCUACGUGUGGGCCAUGGAGCAGAAGCGUCGAAAGUUUGAGAAACAGGACAUCUUCGUUCCCUGGAACCCCAACCCUUAUUCGCCCUCCGGCUUCAACAGGGAGCACGGCAAACCCAGACGGAGGGCCGUGGCUCAGAGCGUGAGCGAAGCCAUAGACAACACCGACAAGCACAGGAAGGUUAGAAGCACAUCCUCCGUGGCAGACGAAGAAGAUCUGACCUGCACCACGCCACAGCAGAGGACACAGAGACUGUGGUUCUUCUCCAGGUCUCUGGAUUCUGUGUUUGACUUUGGAAGCUUAGCCAUCUCCCGGUCGUCCUCCAGAGACCUGAGCACUUUAUCUUCACCCACAGGAGAAAAUGAGGGGAACAAGGCCAGCCAGCGCGGGAGAGGACAGGGCCUGAUCAAGCAGGUCUCAAGCUUCUUUUCCCCGCCAUCUGUGAUCGGAUCAGAGGAGGACGUCUUUGACUCGGUGACAGACCUGCACAAGGGACAAAAUGAUCCUGGAGGCAACAACAACAACAUGGCCAACAACAAUGGUACAGAAAACCAGAGCGUCUCAUUAUCUUUAGCCCAGGAGUGUGGCUCUUUGGCCCUGCCAGACCUGGUCCCAUUCCAGAAAGAGCACCUGAAGCAGUCUGGAGAUGAAAGUGAAGCAGGGCCGCAGGGGGAAGAGCAGCAGCAAAGCACAAGGAGUCCUCAGGGGAGCGAGGGGCAGGUGGAAGGCUCCUGCCUGAGGUACUAUCACGUCUUCAGGGAGGGAGAACUGGCAGAGCUGAUAGAGAACCAUGUUGAAGAGCUUCAUGUCAAACACACUUACUUUGAUCACGCCAAUUGGUGUGUGGUGGCAGAGAAAGUACAGUUAUGGAAAAUAUGAUUUUAACAUGUUUGUUUUUAGUUUGGAUCAACUCUGCCUCAAGUUUUAGCACUGAAUCACAUAUUUGAUGAUUAUUACAGUCUUGUAACUGAAAAGUGUGUAAAUAUACAGAUGUAGCCAUUGUUGAAGGUACACAAAACACUAAACUAGUCCACUGCUGCAAUCCUCUACUUGGACAUUUUCAUUUUUUAGUCUAUUUUAGGUUUCUGGUAGUCCUGGAACCAGUUGUGUGACAGACCUAUUUAUAUCUAGCAUUAAAUAUUAUUUUAGAUGGUUUUGCAGCAGCAGGGCAGGAUGCACAAAGACUGAUGGUGUUCAGCAAUGGUUAUCACUGUAUGUUACACCAUGUUUUUAAAGUAUUUAUUCUAUUUCAAUCCAUGAAACCAACAAGCAGUAUCCAGAUUUCUAGUUUGUAUUCUCUUUUAGUGUCAAAAAUAUGUUUUUAUUGUCAAACCACAGCAAGCUCCAGUGUUACUAAAGAUUUAAACUCUUUUUAAAUGAGUAUUUCUGCAAGGGAUACGUUAUUAAGGAAUGCACUGUUUUUCUCUUUGGACUUUUAAUACUAGCCAAAGAGGAAUUUGUUUGACUACAGUAUAUUCUUCCAUUUGCUCUUAAAUGUUUAAUUAAUUGAUCAUAGUGGAAAAUGACACUCUAUUCUUUGUCUGCCUGUUUUACAGUUGCACACUCCGAGUAUGAGGAGCUAAACUUGCAGCAAGUAUUUGUUAUGGACUCUGUAAACUGCUUGUGUAUCUACCAUAACAUACACAUCAUAAAGAGUUGUUGUGCAGAAUAUCUUCCAAAACACUUGUGCAUUUGCUUGUUGCUUUUUCAAAAGUGUUUCAAAGGUGUUGCCAGUGUGUCUGUGUGCUUAAUGUUUGUAAUAGUGUAUACCGUCUUGUUCUGAAGUAAGAAGCUGAAAUAUACCACUUGUAUAUUUCAGCAAAUCAACUGCCUCAUAUACUGUGAAUAAACAUUGCACUGUACCACAAAUAUGUCGCUGCUUGAUGUCAGUGAAUGACAUACAAUAGGUGAAACUUGAAACAUACUGGUUAUCUGUACCCAUUGUGCCAAGGAUGGUACAUAAACCUUAUCAGUACAGUAUGUGUGGACCAACUGUGUUUGUUCAGAAGUGACACUGGUACCUUAAUGUCUUAUGUGACCUGAUGUAAAUAGUUUAAAUCUGUUUUUUUCUUUAUUAAAUAUUUUUGUUCAUGA
Dicentrarchus labrax (European seabass) is the source of this 2827-nucleotide messenger RNA. RefSeq names its product tRNA methyltransferase 9B (gene trmt9b). Gene Ontology annotation, molecular function: tRNA binding; S-adenosylmethionine-dependent methyltransferase activity. Lineage: Eukaryota; Metazoa; Chordata; Actinopteri; Moronidae. Gene Ontology annotation, biological process: tRNA wobble uridine modification. Gene Ontology annotation, cellular component: nucleus; cytoplasm. The record is from RefSeq and is a predicted model, not a curated record. Bases 317 to 1612 code for a protein of 431 amino acids. The transcript has 4 exons.